CGAGCUGAGUCUGACUCUUGAGUCUUGACGGAGGCCAGCACUGCCACUGGCACUGGAGCUUGAAGUUGAACUUGAAGUCUAUACCCCGGCAGGGCGCCUGCUGCCAAAGGUGUGGAGGGCAUGCAAUAAGAUUCUAUAGUUCUGGAGCAGCUGAGUGGAGCCAAGUCGAGUGGCAAGCUGCUGGGUCGCUUUUGUUUGCCCAACUUCAGGCAUUGGGUUUUGCAGUUUGCGGGGGCACGGGCCAAGUUGAGUUGAUUCCGGUCUGCACAAUGGCAGGGGGACAUGGGCCUGGCAUCACAUAUGCAGGUCUCACGUUGUAUCCUCCAAAGCGGUGGCAGGUCCGGACAGGGCAGGGAAUGUGUGCGCUCAUGUGGUUUUGGAUCCUAUACAGAGCCAAGGAGGACGGGGCUGUCUUUCUAGGACUGCGGCACCCGUGGGAUCAUCACGCCCAUGGUCAUUCUGCAAACCACGACGAUGGGCAUUCACAUACUGACAAGGUUCCGUCAAAGGCAGAUCAAUAAGCAAAAACCAAAAAACAUGUCGGCAUAUGUGCAUUUCUUCUUAUGGCGAUCAUUGACGCAUGUGAGCUUUUUGUUUGGAUGGCGUUCGAUAAUAAGACUGUCGAAAUGCACCAUCUAGUCGUGUUCAAUGAUUUCCUUCAUCCAACUAGCGUGAC
Molecule: messenger RNA, 676 nt
Organism: Klebsormidium nitens
Lineage: Eukaryota; Viridiplantae; Streptophyta; Klebsormidiophyceae; Klebsormidiales; Klebsormidiaceae
Source: the annotation of a GenBank genome assembly